Ciona intestinalis (vase tunicate) is the source of this 2056-nucleotide messenger RNA. NCBI's taxonomy places the organism in Eukaryota, Metazoa, Chordata, Ascidiacea, Phlebobranchia, Cionidae. The record is from RefSeq and is a predicted model, not a curated record.
UAGUAUUAUAAACGCUCAGGUCUAACCUAUUAAGAUAUAUUCACCAGCGUUAGGUAAUUAAUAUAUUUAGGAUUUAUAUUUUUGUUUUAAUAUUUCAAAGAAUCAAAGAAAAAUAAAGAAGGUACUUCUAAUGAAAAGAAAUGAGGUUGAUCAAUCGUACACUUGCCUCCCAUCUCCGCAAAUCAAGUCAACAUCGACCCAAGAAGAAUGACUCCCUGCGUCAAAUGAUUGAAUAUUACAGCAGGUUUUCCCCAAGCCCUUUAUCUUUACGGCAAUUUCUUGAUUUUGCCCAGAAGACAGGAGAUGAAAAAACUUCAUUUUCCUGGCUGCGACAGGAGUUACCAACAAGACUGGCCAACAUGGUGAAGGAAAUGAACAGACUACCUGAUGAGUUGUUGGUAAUGCCUUCAACUAAACUUGUAACUUCAUGGUACAACACUUCAUUUGAGGAAGUUAUAGACUUUGAUAAAAACAAAACUGAUGCAAAGAAUAUUGAAAGGUUCCAUAAAGUGUUGCAAGGUAUUAUUCAAAGGCAUCGAAACGUGGUUGAAACGAUGGCCCACGGGAUAAUGGAGUGGAAGGAGAAGUGUGGGAAUGACCAAUCCUUCCAUCAAACAUACCAGGAUAAAAUCCAAUAUUUCCUUGAUAGAUUCUACACGAGUAGAAUCGGUAUUCGAAUCCUGAUCAACCAACACAUUCUUUUGUUUGGUGAUUCUGCUGUGAGACACCCUAACCUAUAUGGGACAAUUGACCCAAAUUGUGACGUACCAUUGGUGGUAGAAGAUGCUUUUACCACGGCUAAGUUUCUAUGUGAGCAGUAUUACAUGGGGUCACCUGAGGUGAACGUUCAUGUGCAUAAUGUUUCUGACAAGGAAAAGGACAGUGUGACAAUCAUAUACGCACCUUCACAUUUGCAUCAUAUUUGUUUUGAACUAUUUAAGAAUGCAAUGCGUGCUACCAUGGAAAGACACCCUGAUGUUGUGGAUGUUCCUCCAAUCAAUGUGUGGAUCACUAAGGGAGGAUCUGAUUGCUCCAUUAAGAUCUCGGAUGCGGGAGGUGGUGCUGCUCGCCAGAUGACCACUAGAUGGUUUGAGUAUUUGUACAGCACUGCACCGAGACCCCCUCGUAGCGAGGAUGCACGAGUUACUCCAUUGGCUGGGUACGGGUACGGCCUCCCAAUAUCCAGGUUAUAUGCACGAUACUUGGGCGGUGACUUACAAGUUCAAUCCAUGGAAGGUUAUGGCACAGAUGCUUAUAUUUACUUGAAGUCCUUAUCAACCGCCGCUGUUGAAACUGUUCCCGUGUUCAACGCAACAACUACAGAGCAAUACAGGCGACCAAUGCUUACUGGUGAUUGGGUUGUACCGGCCAAUCAGAAACACAAACAAUUCAUGAAUCCGUUCAAUGGCAAGACAUGUAAGCAUUAAACCAAUGUACAACGAACAUGGUAUCUUACAUGUUGGUGGAAUGCCUCAAAUCAAGAAAUGUUGUUAAACCAUCUUUGCAUCGUUAAGUGCUUGGAUUUUUUCUUCAACCACUGAUUUCUACUAAACAACCACUUUAAUGAGUGUUUUAACUAUUUUUGUGUAAAGAUUUUUUAAAAAUCCUUUUGUAGAAAAAGCCUAAUCUAUUUCUCUGCGUACUUCCAUGGUGAUCUAAUCAUAAGGUCGUGAACCAACCCACUUGCGCCACCUGCUGCAUCAGCUUUUAGCAUUUUAUCUUCUGUGAUGUCAUAAUGACAUAGUUUCAAAUGCGCCAGUGUGUUAAUUGAUGCGUUUGUGUGCAAUUUCUUAUCGUCCGUGUGUUUUUAAUUCAAUAAUUCUUCUUUCGAUCAAAGAGAAGCUUAAACUGACAGUUAACAUUAUAUCAGCAUCCAUAUUUUCUUCAUUCUAUUCAAUUUUUUUGUCACUACUCUGUGCUUCACGAUCACCAAACUGAAAAAAACAGCCAUUAAAAGUUGUUUAAUGCGGUCUGUACUCAUUUUUAUUUUACUUUCACAAUUUUAAAGCUAUUGUGGUGUCUGUGUCCUGACGGUGCUUUCCACUAACCUCAAAAA